Penicilliopsis zonata CBS 506.65 is the source of this 2599-nucleotide messenger RNA. RefSeq lists its product as hypothetical. The coding region runs from base 149 to 2383 and encodes 744 amino acids. Gene Ontology annotation, cellular component: RQC complex. Gene Ontology annotation, biological process: ribosome-associated ubiquitin-dependent protein catabolic process; rescue of stalled cytosolic ribosome. The record is from RefSeq and is a predicted model, not a curated record. The transcript has a single exon. Lineage: Eukaryota; Fungi; Ascomycota; Eurotiomycetes; Eurotiales; Aspergillaceae.
AUACCCCUCUUACCUGUUGAUUCAUUUCUUUGGUGGGGAGCCAGCGAUUGGUAUCUUCCUUGAAACUGCGAGUAAAGGGAAUAAGCCAUUCACUUACUGUUAACUUACCUGAAGCCCCCCUUCAAAGGUAGCCCUUGGGAUUCCCUGGAUGUCAUCUCGCGCGAUUCGCAAGCUGCAAAAGCUGCGCGAACAAGAGUUACAGCAAUCGUCGCUAGGCGCCGAGAAGGACAAUGAUGACAGUAGCGAGGAUGAGAUGGUGACCCGGCCCUCAAAGCCCAAGUUUAACGCCUUUGACCUGUUGAACACAGCAGAGGAAGAAGACGACGACGACGAUGAGGAAGCUGGGGUUCAGGAAACGGUAACUCUGCAGCCGGAGCCUCGGUCACCUACGGCCACACCCACCGAACCUAGCAAGAAAAAGAAGAAGAAGAAGAAGAAGAAGAAGGCGAACGCGUCUGGAAAGUUCCUGCCUGCUAAUUCGGAUGAUGCAGAGCUGGAUGAGAUCGAUCGUGCCCUCCAAGAGCUAGCCACAGAUGGCCGUUCGUCGCAAGCUGCUGCUCAGUCGACGGCGGCCACCGUAUCAGAAAGGGAGGACUACCCUAUGAGCCUGGAGGAACUUCUUUCUGUGGAGCCCAAGUUUCUCAACGCAAUGAAUGAAAUGCGGAAGCUGUUUGGGAAUGUUGUGCUGGAAAAUUUCGAUCAGCCACAGAAUGAAGGAACGGGCCGGCGGCGAGAGAGAAAUAGGGAGACGGUUGACCUUGGUCAAGCUUUGACUGGUCGAUACAGUCCGGCUAGUAGAGGUCAGAGUCUGGCCGGGGUAACCUUGCGACGGAACUUCCUUAUGCAGGGCAAGGGCGAGUGGCCGCGAGCGCCUAGCGGGGGUCUGGGGAUGGAAGUUGUAGAGAGCCUAGCCAGUGGAACGACUGUGUACCGAAUUCUGCACAAUGCUGCAUAUCAGGAUGUUCAGCGACAGUUUGAGCUGUGCGUGGAAUCGAUGGAUCCGCAAAGACUGAUCCAUCUCCUCCAGUACAACCCGUACCACAUCUCAACCUUACUCCAGGUCUCUGAUAUUGCCAAGCACCAAGGCGACCACGCAGUCUCGGCAGACCUGCUUGAGAGGGCGCUUUUCAAUGUCGGCCGUUCCGCGCAUUCUUCUUUCGGCACCCAGCUCAAAGCGGGCCGCGCCAAAUUGAGCUUCACCCAUAUGGAAAACAGGGAGCUCUGGCUUGUUGGAUGGCGAUACAUUGCUAAUCUGGGCAUGAAAGGGACGUGGAGAACGGCAUAUGAAUGGGCGAAGCUGCUGCUCAGCCUAGACGAGCUUGAUCCUUACUCGAUAAGCUUGUUGAUCGACCAUCUCGCUCUCCGCGGCAGGGAAUACACGCAUUUCAUUGAUCUCUGCACAAAAACAAGCAUGAAAGACACAUGGAGCGGGCUACCUAACAUCCAGUGUUCUCUUGCGCUAGCGUAUCUACGCCAGGACAAGCGAAAGGAGUGCCGAGACCAGCUUCGUCUGGCUCUGGCACGCUGGCCUUGGGUCUUCUGCAAGAUCGCGCAAGAGCUGGAGAUUAGUCCCAUGCCGAAGGCAAUCUGGGGCCGGAUGCCGCCAAACCCUUCACAUGAACUGCUGAUGGAGUUGUACGUUGCGCGAGCCAAAGAUCUGUGGAAUACACCCGAGGCAAAGUCUUUGAUAGUGGAGGUUGCCAAUACGGUCCCGGAAAACGAUGAAACCGCCUCCGAUGUAGCACCGGAAAUCACAUUGAACAUUGCCCGCCAUGUCAUCCUGUCAGACAUUCCCCGUGUUACGACUCAUCUGCCCAGCCAUUUCACCUCUGGGCGGAUCUCAGCAUCGGACCCUCUUCCCCCCUAUGACUCCCAGGCCUUUCAGCAACAGUCGGACCCAACACCAGCGUACAUAUCGCGGAUCCCGGAAAUGGGUCGACCGCAGUGGCUGCGCGACCUGUUAGAUCAGCUCAAUAACGGGGCUCUUCAUUUCCCCCGGCAUGAGGCCCAACCCACCGACGGGGAGGAGGAGAUCGAUGUUCCAGCGGAUGGCUAUCAUACGGAAGAGAACGACGAUCAACCGGUCGGCCGAGCCCCUCUUCCCUUGGGGGAUCACGAAGAGGGAGUGCUGGAAGAAUGGCUUAUAGGAGAUGGUCUGAUUGGAGUACAGGAGUUUUUACAGCAAUAUGGCGUCGAUCGCGGCAAUUGGGGCGAGGUCGUCGACUUUGCCCCAUUGCUUGACUACGUCGAGGGCUUGGGUACUCUUCCCGUGUCUACGCGCCACGGGCUCAUCCAUGGACCGAUCCAUGAUGUUCUGGGAGACAUGGGGGUGGAAAUACUUGAAGAAGAGCUCCAGAACUAUGAUGAUAGUAUGGAUGGUUAGCUCAAGCAUUCAGAAAUAUAGAUAUUACUUCCUAGCACUUAGGACAUUAGCCUUCCCUUCUACCUUUUGUGUUAUAACAAUCUAGUGUCUAUCGGAAAAGAGUUUAGAUGAUGAGUUCUACUAAUUCGAGGCGACGCGAUGUUGAGAGAAGAGAACAAUAAUACCUACACCGGACUGGAGAUUGAUAUUAUGAUAAUUGUAUACUUGAGGGAAGCU